Molecule: messenger RNA, 1767 nt
Organism: Amoebophrya sp. A25
Lineage: Eukaryota; Dinophyceae; Syndiniales; Amoebophryaceae
Source: the annotation of a GenBank genome assembly
CAGGACUGCAUGUCGAUGAACGUAGAAAUUUUAUCUUAUCAGACUGUCAAUAUGAUUUUCGUUUGUCUACAAGAAGAAGAAUAUAGAACGAUCGAAUAACAGGAGCAGGACGUGGUAGUCGCUAAAUGCAGAAGGCUAAGAACUUUGUGUAGGCGAGUGAACUGGCACAGCUACGUCUUACGAAGUCUACUGUAUGUGAGUUUGACUGUACAUGUAAUCGUGCUUCGAUCUAGAUGAGUUAAGAGCAGCACCAACAAAUACAACUAUGUACAUAAAUAUGGCUGAAAAGCAGGUGUAUGUGUAACUACAAUGAAAAAUGAUGUGGUCUUCUACAUGAUCUUGCUAAUAUCUGCUUGGUUGUCUUAGUUUUAGUAGUUAGUACGAAGGCGGAAUGCUCGUUCGAGCCAAGUAGCGCUUUCUGGGAAUAGCUUUUCCUUGUUCUGGCAGACAAAGGAUAAAGAACAUCUGUUGCGCUUGCGUUUGAGGACACGGAACUCCUGAACCACGCACAUCUAGUGCGGCGAGCUCGACUCCACAGCGAACUCGACCACUCACGACACAAUCGAAUCAAAUCUGAUUGGCAACCGAAAAGAUGAUGUCUUCUCCAGUAGCAGAACUCUCUCGCCGAUUGGGCGCUUUUCUGUCGCUUAUUUUCGUGAGUUGCAAUACGCUCAUUAUCAUGACUCCGACAGAAGUAAUUGCACAAAAAUAUGCUAUAGGAGACACUUUCAUGAGUGGAGCCUUCAACAUCACCCAGUCAGCGCUGAAUUGCACAACCCACUCGGCGCCAUGUCAGUUCAAUUUAUUAAGACUUCCGGGAAUCCAUCUUCAGAAGCAUCUUCUUGGGGCACCUCUUUAUGGGAAAAACAGACACAAGAUGACUCUCAGGAUGGAUUCCGGGAAGAUCUAAAUUUAAGAACAGGCUGCUUCGCAGGAAAGCUCUGUCCCCCAGUUGUAGUCUUUGAGGGCGAAAUCAGCGGGACGAUUGAAAUGAACGACUGCGACGUGGGAGUGAUGUAACAAGAAUUUGAUUAGAUUAACCCUAAGCCCUAGCCCUAGGGCUGCUCCACCACAAAUAGAUGACAAAAAAAUGUCAUCUAGAAUUGUUCGAGAGAAUAAGAAAUGCAAUUUUUUUUAUGUCUAGGGUCUACCUGAUUGAUUAGAUGACAAAAAAAAUCACAAUGAACCGAUCUAAUCACAUUCAGUCAUCAAUCAUUUUCAGAGCCGAUCCAAUCACAUUCAUUUGCGUCCUAAUCAAGUACGAUGAAGAACUCAACGUACAACCUCGCGACGCGUCCUUACACGACAGGUACAGCUUCGUGAACCACGGAUCUAAUGAACUCGGUGUCGCAGUUCAGCAUAUUGGCGGUAAGUACGGAGCUGUCGGCGUGGCGCAGUACGGUGUCGGUACAUGUUUUUGUUACACCAAUUCAAAAUUGUUAUGCGGACAACGGUGAGGAUAUUGGAGUCGGAACGCGAAGAACGGUUGCAGAUGGGACUCCACAACUAUCGAACGCUUUUGAUUGCUGCAAACUUGGUCUAUGCAUUUCGCCGUGCGCAUAGACAUGUCACCUCGUCAGCGCGGCAAAGAUUCUCGUUCAUCAUUUUGAUGUGCCCUUUAAGUCUCAGUCUAUGUUUCGGGAAGUGACAGAGACUUGAAGCACGUGCAUGCCUGUUGUGUCGACGCUUCAUCUAUCGCCUCGCAACCUCCGCCUCUAUGUCACAACAACUCUCGUUCCGUGUGCCGUGUCAUGAGCACGUGGCCGG